AUGAGACCAUUUGCCGGCAAAACUGUAGCAUCAUUUCCGACCUGGACAAAUGCGAUUUGUGUACCGGUUAUCUGUACAACUACACUUGCAUAGUAUGCAAUUGCUUGAAUCACGGUCAGUGUACUGAAGAUGGCACCUGCAACUGCCAGAAAGGAUUCCACGGAGACAAGUGUCAGCAUAACAUUGAUGAAUGUUUGCCGGCUAGCCCAUGCCAUGUGGAUGCUAUCUGCAUUGAUAAUGAAGGCGGAUACAUGUGUCUGUGCAAGUCAGGUUACCACGGAAAUGGAACUCAAUGUCAAGCUGUGUGCACAAAUCCCUGGGUGAAAAAGAACAAAGCAUGUGAAUGUAAACCGAGACCAGACGGACCCAUCUGCACAGAAGUGUGCAAUUGCUUGAAUGAUGGUCAGUGUACUGAAGACGGCACCUGCAACUGCCGGAAAGGUUUCCAUGGAGACCAGUGUCAACAUGCUUUCAAGACAAAGUGCCUGGGCACAAAUAAUGCAAUAUACACCUGGAUGGCUCUUGCCAGCUUGCCGUGUUAUCCACAUCUCGACUAUGGCAGCUGCCAGAAGAAAACGAACUUCGUGCACGCCCGCGAGAUGUGCGUGAGAAGAGGAUACAACUUCGUAGACUAUAAUUCCUUCACUGAGCUUGGCUUGAAGCUGGGUGUUAGCGACUGCAUAAAAUCAUUGCUGAGCGAGAUGAUGGCUAGAAGUAACAGCAGCUACAGCACCCCUCUCAAGAUAUGGACAUCGUACAUGUACUUUGGUCAGCAUGUUAUUUACAAGCAAGGCAAGGACAACUCGAGCGACGCACUAUUUGACAGGGAUGGAAGAGGCAAUCAUGAUGUCAUCUGUGAAGCCAAAUGGCUCCAGGCCAACGAUUCUGUACACGCCGCAGCAACUCCAGCACACAGACCCAGCGUGACUGAGCAGUUCGCAGAGGACGCAUGCCAGGAGUACGGAUAUCAUCUCAUUACCAAGGAGUGGCUAGAAGAACAUGGCUAUGUGUUAACAGAGCGCUGGCUAGAGAAGUUGGCCUUAUUGCAUAAGCACCAGCAAGCACCUUACCACGUCGCGUCAAUCCGAGUCAAUGGCCGUUCCCUUUACAGAACCGUAAUGUUUAGCGCACAAAAGCAGACGUUUCAGAACGCCACAAGCAAAACUCAAGCCCAGAUUCUCUGUGUCAAGACAUGUGAGACCGGUGUUCUUGGACCAAACCUGAGUUGUGUGUGUAACCGCACCUCAACCUAUGGUCAAUAUUGUGAAAAGGCAUGCAAGUGCUUGAAUCAGGGUCAGUGUGACAACAAAGGUGAAUGCAGCUGCCCGAAAGGAUUCACCGGAGACAAGUGCCAACUCGUUGUGUGUACACAUCCCUGGGUGAAAAAGAACAAAUUAUGCGAAUGUGCGACCAGACUAGAUGGACCUAACUGCACAGAAGCAUGCAAAUGCUUGAAUGACGGCCAGUGCACCGAAGAUGGCACCUGCAUCUGCCGGAAACGUUUCCAUGGAGAUCAGUGUCAGCACAGUUUCAAGACAAAGUGCCUGGGUACAGAUAAGGCAAUGUACACCUGGAUGGCUCUUGCUGGCUUGCCGUGUCAUCCACACCUCGACGGUGACAGCUGCCAGAAGAAGACGAACUUGACGCAUGCCCGACAGAUGUGCAAGAGAAGAGGAUACGACGUGGUAGACUAUAAUGCCUUCACAACCCUGUCUCUGGGCGUGCGGGACUGCAUGGAAGCAUUGCUCAACAAGAUGAUGGCAAGCAAUUUCAACAACCCUAUCACAAUAUGGACAUCUUUCUUGAGGGAUGGCAAGCAUGUAAUUUACAAGGAGGGCAAGAACAACUUAAGAGAAGAGUUACAUGAUAGUAGUGGAGCAAGCCAUCUUGAUUUUGAGAUGAUGGCGAGCGGUGACAGCAACCCUAUCUCCCUAUCGUCAGGGCAAGGACAAGUUAAGAACAAGUUGAGAGAAGAGUUACAUGAUGAUGGUAGUGGAGCAAGCCAUCUUGAUGUCAAGAUGAUGGCGAGCGGUGACAGCAACCCUAUCUCCCUAUCGUCAGGGCAAGGACAAGUUAAGAACAAGUUGAGAGAAGAGUUACAUGAUGAUGGUAGUGGAGCAAGCCAUCUUGAUGUCAAGAUGAUGGCGAGCGGUGACAGCAACUCUAUCUCAAUAUCGGCAUCGCUCGAGGAGGAUGACCAAAAUAUCAUGUACCAGCAGCGCAAGAACCAGUUAAGAGAAGAGUUACUUGAUAGUAACGGAGCAAGCCAUCAUGAUGUCAUCUGCGAAGCCAAGUGGCUUCACGCCAACUCCUCAGUAUACACCACAGCAACGCCAGCGCUGAGGCCCAACGUCACUGAGCAAUUCGCAGAGGAGGCAUGUGAGCAGUACGGACUUCACCUCAUAACCGGGGCCUGGCUGCAAGCACAUGGCCAUGUAUUAAGAGAGAGCUUCCUAGAGAGAUUGGCUAUUCGGCAAGCACCUUACCACGUCAAACCAAUCGUGGUGAACGGCAACUCCCUUUUCAGAACCGUAAUGUUUAGCGAGGGAAAACAGAGGUUUGUGAACACCACAAGCAAUCACCGAGCCCAAAUCCUCUGUGUCAUGUGCAAGUGUUUGAACCAGGGUCAGUGUGACGACAAAGGCAAAUGCAUCUGCCCGAAGGGAUUCACCGGAGACAAUUGCCAGAAGGUUAUGUGCACACAUCCCUGGGUGAAAAAGAACAAAGUAUGCGAAUGUAAACCCAGACUAAAUGGACCUAACUGCACAGAAGCAUGCAAUUGCCUGAAUAAUGGUCAGUGUACUGAAGACGGCACCUGCGUCUGUCCGACUGGAUUCCGGGGAGACCAAUGUCAGGACAAUUUCAGGACAAAGUGCCUGGGUACGGACAAGGUGAUGUACACCUGGACGGCUCUCGCCGGCUUGCCGUGUUAUUCAGGCAGCUGCCCGAAGAUAACCAGUUGGACGAAAGCCAGAGACGCAUGCAGUGAUAGGGGAUAUCAGCUGGUCGACUUUAAAACCUUCACCUUGCUCGGCUCAAAGCUUGGUGUGCGUGGCUGCGUAAAGUCAUUGCUGCACGAGAUGAUGGUGAACAGUAACAGCAGCCCGAUCACGAUAUGGACAUCAUCCGAGUACAAUCGUCGGCGUAUUAUUUACAAGCAGGACAAGAACAAAUCGAGUGGUGCGAUAUUUAGUGUUCAUGGGUUCGGCCGUCACAAUGUCAUCUGCGAAGCUCAAUGGCUCCAUGCCAACGAUUCUGUAUACGCCGCAGCAACUCCAGCACUCGGACCCAGCGUGACUGAGCAGUACGCAGAGGACGCAUGUCAGCAGUACGGACUUCGCCUCAUAACCAAAGACUGGUUACAAGAACAUGGCCAUGUGUUAAGAGAACGCUGGCUAGAGAGAUUGGCUUUAGAUAAGUCCGACGGAUUAGGUUACCACGUCGCGCCAAUCCUGGUCAAUGGUCAGUCCCUUUACAGAACAGUAAAAUUUAGCAGACAACAUGUGACGUUUAAGAACGAAACAAGCCAUGAGGAUGCAAAGAUUCUCUGUGUCAAGUCCUGUGGGAGCGGUGUUCUUGCACCGAACAUGAGUUGUGCAUGUAACCGCACUAUGUCCUACGGUGAAGAAUGUGAAAAGGCAUGCAAGUGCUUGAACCAAGGUGAGUGUGAUAACAAAGGUGAAUGCAGCUGCCCUAGGGGAUUCACCGGCCACCAUUGCCAACUCGUUGUGUGCGAGGAACCCUGGGUGAAAAAGAGCAAAGUGUGUGAAUGUCAACCGGGACUAGAUGGACCCAACUGCACAGAAGCAUGUAAUUGCUUGAAUGAGGGUCAGUGCACUGACGAUGGCAGUUGCAACUGCCGGAACGGUUUCCAUGGAGACAAGUGUCAGCAUAGUGAGUAUUAUGCUGUAUGA
Sycon ciliatum is the source of this 3914-nucleotide messenger RNA. RefSeq lists its product as uncharacterized. The record is from RefSeq and is a predicted model, not a curated record. Lineage: Eukaryota; Metazoa; Porifera; Calcarea; Leucosolenida; Sycettidae. Bases 252 to 3914 code for a protein of 1220 amino acids. The transcript is spliced from 22 exons. Gene Ontology annotation, molecular function: scavenger receptor activity.